Strongylus vulgaris is the source of this 1227-nucleotide messenger RNA. Lineage: Eukaryota; Metazoa; Nematoda; Chromadorea; Rhabditida; Strongylidae. The record is from the annotation of a GenBank genome assembly.
GUCGUUCGCAGCUUGCAGAAGCAGCAGAAAUAUCCUGACAGAAGAAUGAUUUGGCUCAAAAACCUUUACGUGCAGUUGUAUAAGGAGAGCACCCCUGAGCCUAAUGGCCAAGGGAUGGUGGGGCCGCGGCCAUAUGAUGCCCUCCAAGCUUUUGGAGGAAGAAUCGAAAGAUGGAAAGGUUUUGGGUUGACACAAGCCAGCACUAGUUCAUCGCGUCCGAAGGAGGCCUCUCUAACAAGCGAGCCCGGUGGAACUAAAAACCGUCUGAAAAACUUCCGAAACGCAGUGCAAAGGAAAUUUAGGGGAACAUCGCGGGAAGGUAGCCGCUCUCAAAGCCCGCAACCACAUUCUCCUAUGGUGCGUCCUCCAUCGAUAAGGUCGCAAAUCUCAUCGCAGUCCGGUCCGCCAGGUCCAAACUCCCCUGGGUAUUUGCUUAAGCCUCGGGUGGACACUGCAAUGAGUGAUUGUGGGGAUGUUGAGAGUAUAUACACUCCGAGAAGCAGAACACCGACAUCCAGCUCGUAUGGAGGGCGCUCGGUUGGUGGCCGAUCCACGAAAUCAUGGCGAUCGCGCGGCGGUGAAACUCCUAACUCUGGAUCCAUUAGCAGUAGUGGACAGCGAGAGAAAGAGCGACUAAACUCUCGGCUUCCACCACGUUUGGUGAACGCCUCACACACUAACAACCCUGAUUUUCUUUCCAGUGAUUUUCUCACGCGAAAUUCUACCAUGGCAUCAUAUCAAUUAAACGAAAAGCAGUAUAAGAUCUAUAAUGCUCUAGCAGUUGCAAGCAUCACCAGCAUGGGAGGCAUGAUGGACACCUCUCGAUCAUCAGUGUUAACACCUACGAUGCUGAAAAACUUUGUAAAUAGUCAACAAAUGGAAAUGAUUGAUGAAGAACUUGCCAUAAAGUUGAUUCAGGAUCAUGAGCCAGAUCCGCUAUGUCGGCAGAAAAAUCAGAUGUCUUUCGAAGGUUUCGCCCGAUUCCUCUGCGAUCCCGUGAACUUUGCUUUCGUUCCGGAAACGAUCCAGCCAGACGAACGAGACCUGCAGCUUCCUCUUCCAUACUACUUCAUUAAUUCAAGCCACAAUACCUACCUCACAGGUCAUCAACUCAAGGGACCGAGCAGUGCUGAGAUGUAUAGAGAGGUGAAGCUUUGUUUUUUCCUUCUGAACUCUCGUGGAGCAGUGAUAAGCUUUUUACCCUAUGUUGGCAAAGUUUUCUUCUGA